AUGGAUGCCACCAACGACGCUGUGGACAGGAUCCCGGCCGCCGGGUUUGGCGAGGCCGGCGAGGGUGAUGUUGAAACCGCUCCGGCUCGAGAGGCCACCGGAGGGCAUUUGCUGGAAGGAUCGAAAGCCCGCGAAGGCCUGAAGUCGGUGAGGCGUAUCUGGGGCGAAGACAAAGUUCAAUAUUACCAGUGGGCGAAUCGAGGAGUAGGGUUUUGUAAUAAACUGUUGACGGCGGCUCGCGAGGUGAGAGACUGGGACGAAGCUGUGGUAAAGUUGAACAGGUUAAUUCACAGACGAGCCCAGCAAAUCGGACGACGCAAGGUUAAGGAAUCGGUCGACCCUAUCGAGCCGGACGACCUGGUAAAUCUGAAGGCCUGGCGCCGCAAGGAUCCAUAUGUUAAGAAAAACGACCGCGAAGGAAUCGCCCUGCCUUUCAGGAAGCUGGUCGUUGCGGAUCUGCCGGCCGGUUUCGGGUUCGACAAAUUCGGGCUUAUGGGGCCGAGAAAGGAGACGGAGAGUCCACUCAACCGAUUCCAUCGCCUCGACGCGCGCAAUCGCGAGAACGUGGCGCACGCCGGAUUAAAUAUCCGAACGUCAGCUGACAUCUUCGAAGAGGGCCAAAGGCAGCAUGAAGCGGCUAGGACAGAGAGGCAGGCCCAGCGGAGGACUGCAGGGACGACCCCGGAGCCUCCGUCCCGCGCCGGCGAGGCGCAGAAACGGCACGGAGCAGAAAUCUUCGGGGCUGCGCGAGGCACAAACGAGGCGAUGAGGGCAGAGAGAGAGGCACCGCGAAGAGGCGCGGUGGACACUUCGGUGCUGGCUAGAGUAGGCGUUCGGACGUCGGCCGACGUUUUCGAGGAGACGCGGAGGGAGUACGAAGAGACGAUGGCAGAGAGAGACGCAUCGCGAAGAGGGGUGGAUACUUCGGUGUUGGCUGGACUAGGCAUUCGGACGUCGGCCGACAUUUUCGAGGAGACGCGGGGGCAGUACGAAGUGGCGAGGCGAAGCGCGGAGCCUCGACGGCAGCGGAUACGGACGCCGAGAGUGGAGUCGUCGGGCCAUAUCGCCGGCGAGGCCGAGGAUGCGGCGGAGGGCCGUGCUUCUGCGGGGCCGCGCCGUCAGGUGGGACGGAAAAGAGUGGGUUUUGGCAACGUUAACCAGCCGGCGCCAAAGCGCGCGAGGACCAUGACCCGACGAAAUAGGAACGAGGAAGAACAGGCGCAGGAUCUCGCUAGCGUUCUGCGAGUCCUUAACGAGGAGUUUGCCGAAAAGGUGCGACUAUCUGAGGGCAAGGAAUGGUGUGUACCUGUCCCCCACGAAAGGAAGGUGAAAACGGUUGAGGCCUUUUACAAGGCGUUUCAUAACACGAGGACGCUGCCGAUCCUUACGUGUAUGUUCUGCUACCGCAAAUACAGCAGGGCCGAGUUGGAGGAUGUUAAGUGGGAAUGGUGGAUGGCAAGUUCAAUCAAGAAGCGGGACGGGUCUCCUUACAAAUGCAUCCGAUGCUUCCCUGUCGGGGAAAGGAUUAGCGGGUGCGCAGAUUGCAUGAGGCACCUUAGGCGAGGAGCCUUAUCUCCGGCAGCGCAGGUGCAUACACGGCUGGGGUGCGAGCAUAUGUUUCCCGACGAGCUGAAGUGCCUCACGCCGGUGGAGGAGAAACUUAUCGCGCUCAACUCGUGUUACGGCUUCAUCACCAAGUACAGCAUCACAGAUGGACACCGGCAGAACGGCAGAUAUCCGAGGCACGUUAAGGGGCAUAUUACCGUAUUCCCCAAUAACGUACAAGAACUCGUGACGAAAGUGCUGCCGCAUCCGCUGCUGAAGGUCAUGGACGAGAUCCAUGUGUCAUGGCAGGGGCCGGAGAAGCCGGAGCCAAGCGAUCUGGCCGUGCCGCUCUCGGUCCGUCGCCGUGUUGUGGAAAAAGCGCUGAUGUGGCUAAAGGGAAACAGCCCUUUCGUGCACGAGAUCGGAUCGUCCGGAAUGUUCGACCUGGAUGGCCGACCAGACAUUGCGGACGUGGAAAAGUUACGGUAUCUUGUGGAUUCCAUGGGCGAAACGGUUGCUGGCGAGGAGACGUGCGGAGCGGCCUGGAGAGGAUCGGCUGAAGUGCGGCGCGGGCGCGCGGCCGAACCGUAUAUCGUGGUUUCUCGGGGCCAGGACUUUGCGGAUUCCUUUAACACGUGGUUUUUGGCAAAAACAUUUCCUACUUUGUUUCCGUUUGGUAGGGGCGGUCCUCGGCAGGCCGAGGAAUGCGUUAUGGGUGCGGAAGGGGAGGUAUCUUGUGGAGUCGAUGCGGAAGUCGCUGCGCAAGAGUUGGUGUCGUCGCGGAACAUGAGUCUGGAGACAUGGGCGAAGCUGGUACUCCAACGUCACGGUGGCCGCUUUGCAGCACAUCCCGUGCUUGCUUUUCUCAUAUUUAAUAUGGGGGUCCGAUCGAGGAACCGGCGCGUGAGCAUGGCUAGUGUGCGGAAGCGCGAUUUCCCAGACGUGGAACGCGCCAUCCAAACGUUAACCGCCGCGAGACUUGAGAACGCGAGAGUCGAAUUGGAAACUUCAGGGAAGACCACGGACCAUGGUGUCAAUCGGCUGUUAAGAAACCUGUCCCUGUAUGGGUACCGUCAGCCAAUGUCAAGGGAGAGCCGAUUAACCAUGCGACGGAAGAUCAAGUCCCUUAUAAUCCGGUACGGCAUCCCGGCAAUAUGGUUCACGCUUAACCCCAACGACAUCACAAACCCGAUCAAGCUCAAGCUCGCGGCAUAUCGCACCCGCGAAUCGGGCGAAGCCGAGGAGUUCCUGAGAAGUCUUGAUCAAGUGUACAAAAGGUUUCGACUCGCGAUAUCGGAUCCCCUGAGUUCUGCCAUCUUCUUCCACCGGGAAAUCUCCAUGUUCUUUAAACAUCACGUUAGGAUCGGGGAGGACUCGGUGUUUGGGCGCGUUAGCCAGUACUACGGGGUGGUGGAAACGAACGAGAGGGGCGCGCUCCACCUCCACGGCCUCAUUUGGCUCCAGGGAAACAUGCACCUAAGCACUCUUAUGAGCGAUGUUCGGAGGGAGGAUCAAGCUGCAUACCGGGAUCGGGUGAUCGAAUACAUAAACAGCGUUUUUACGGAGGACCUCGACGCAGAGGCAUCUGCGGGAGUACGGGCUGGCAGGUCGGUAACGGCCGAAAUAUCGUCCUUGCUGGACAACAAGGGCCAGUUCGCCGCAUCAUUCGAGGAGGAAGCGAACUUCUGCGCCGGCGCCACCCAAAUCCACACGCAUAGCCCCACCGCCUGGACGUUUCUGAACGUGUGCACCCUUUACUGGCACAUCGUACGACGGUGGCCCCUCCUACGGCGUGCAGCUAUCGGGGAGAGCCUAGAAGAACCAGUCGAAGAGACGGUCCUGCUGGGGGAAGGCGGACAAAGGGUCUCGUUGCUGCAGGCUUAUCCGUAUCGCGGUCGGCUUCUGGAAGGCCUAGCUCUUUUCGACUACAUGUCGGUGGUUAGGUUGAAGCGGAAAGCGCAAGGUGUUGCUUGGGGAGAGGUGGAGCUUGACAGCUCCUGGCCGCUGUCGAGGUCGUGGGUUCAGGCGCUGCGGCGGCCAGGGCAGCAUGCGACCAUCUGCUUCGACGGGUACCUAAGCAUGGAUUUCGCCGAGGAGGACGACUUUUACCACAGGAGAGCAGCAGUGCAACAUCUUGGCCUCUUCGUCCCAUGGCAGGCGUUCUUAUGCGAGACGUGCGGCGAAAUAAACGACAUUUGGAACAAACAGAGGGCACUUCUACCCAAGCGCAUCUCGUGGCUAGUGGACAACGUCCAGUUACUGCGGCGAUCAGCCGAGGACGUGGCGCAGGAUGCCAAACAAUGGGCGGCAUUGUCCGGCGAGCUCGAACCCGCCGCCGAUGCAGCAGAAUCGGGCAGUGCCGAAAGGGCUGACGCACAGAGUAUGGCAUACCGGUCGGAUAAUGUCGGGACGGCGACACGCCUGAUAGACGUAUUGAGAAGCGCCAUAUCUGCGAAGGAGAUCACGGCCGGUUCGAGGGAGAUUUCCGCAAUGGUGGAGCAAAUGUACCGGUUCCAAGCGGCCGCCCUUGGCUCGGCAGAGGAUCUCCAUACGGCGGUCCUCCCUGAGACCGGAAUAAGAACCGCCAGCAUCCUAGGGGGGACUUUCUCGGGAGCAGAAACGCCAGGGCAGGAGCAGCUAAGAUCCAUUAAGGCGCAGCAGGCCGGUCUCUCCCGCGAGAGGGAGAAGGCGAUUCAGGGAAUACAGAGCGGGCCAGGUGAUGGGGUUGCGGUGCAUGGAGGCACAGCGCAAAACAGGUUUGACGGCCCCGUCCACCAGGACGACCCUUUCGCGGUAGUCGAUUGCGCGUUUCAACUCGGGGGCACGGAGCCGUCCACGAGAAUCCGGUUCGGGCCGUCCACAUCGUUCUGUGAAGUGGGGAGGCAGGUGGCCGAGUCUCUGACGCUUAACCGAAGACAGAGGAUCGCCCUCUGGCUUAUCUGCCGCCAGCUUGACCAAGUACGCCGCGAUGAGAGCGGUACCCCCCAGCUUUGCUUGUUCGUCGGAGGCGAAGGCGGCACCGGGAAGUCGCGCGUCAUCGCGGGCGUUGCCGAGCUGUUCCGACCUCUCCGAAUCGACGGGCAGACCAAGAUGGACUGGCAAGAAAAGGACGUCCUGAUUAUAGACGAGGUCAGCAUGCUGGGCGACCGGUCGGACGUCGAGUACCUGAACAGCACCUGCUACCAGGAAGGCAGGCGCAUCCCGUGGGAGUCGGGCAUCACAGUGGUGACGCCGCUCAAUAGGAACCGGUGGAACCUGAACAUCGAGGCGACGAUCGCUUUCCAGAGGCAACGGCAGGCGCCGCUCCGCAUAUUUGUAUCCGAGCACAAGUGGAAAAAUAGCGAACCGACGGAGGAGGAAGCGCUUAUGAUUAUGAGUCAUGGAGACGAUAGCGCAAUCCCGGUGACUGCCGUUUUCAUGUUCGUUCCCGGCAUGCCCGUCGUUGUGAACCAGAACACCCACCAAGGUUUUAAGCUGGUCAACGGCGCCAGUUACACGGCGGUGGAUGUCGUCCCAGACAGGGCGCAUCGGGGCCAUCGGGUUAACGCUGAUACUUUCCUCCACUUCGGCCCGCCGGCGGGGAUACUGCUAGCGUCGGAAACGACGAGGGACUUUCGCUUCCACGACGUCUCCCGCAGAGGGCUGCCCUGCGCAGCAGCCUUUGCGUGCACGGACUACAAGGUGCAGGGAAAAACGCUAGACCGGGUGGGGCUGGAACUGCGCGGGACAAGGACGACCAACAUCGGCGGGCAGGCGGUUCCGAGCACGUGCGACCCAUACAGCCUGUACGUGCAGCUGUCGCGGUGCAGGACGCUGGACGGCAUCACGCUCCUGUCCAAGGCGCGGGAGCAGGACUUUGUGGGCAAUACUGUGCCAGAGGAGAUGGCGCAGGCGGAACAGAGGCUGGAGCAAUUGAGCGAGGAGACGAUUCGGGCAGCGGAGUUAUGGGGCUGGUCGGGAGAAGAUUGAAAAGAAAAAAAAAGAAAAAAAAAGGAAGAGGAGGAAAAAAUAACAGCGUAGGUUACGUCCCAAAAUGAAAGCACAUUAUGUGGCGUAACGUUUGGCGUUUCAGUAAGAGAAAGGCGAUUAGGUGGCGUCACAAACUCCUCAGCAGGCAGUUUAUUAGGUAGAUACGGGCUCGG
Messenger RNA from Gaeumannomyces tritici R3-111a-1, 5687 nucleotides. RefSeq lists its product as hypothetical. The record is from RefSeq and is a predicted model, not a curated record. Lineage: Eukaryota; Fungi; Ascomycota; Sordariomycetes; Magnaporthales; Magnaporthaceae. The coding region runs from base 1 to 5514 and encodes 1837 amino acids. The transcript is spliced from 10 exons.